UAUUUUUAGGAGAUGUCAUUAAAUCCCGUCCGUGUCCUCAAAAAUGAGGCACAGGAAGAAAAGGCCGAAAUGGCGCGUUUGUCAUCAUUCAUCGGUGCUAUUGCCAUUGGUGAUUUGGUGAAAAGCACCUUGGGCCCCAAGGGUAUGGACAAAAUUCUCGUGGCUCAUGGUCGCCAAGCUGGCAAAGUGGAAGUCACCAAUGAUGGUGCCACCAUUUUGAGAAGUGUUGGUGUCGACAAUCCAGCCGCCAAAAUUUUAGUCGAUAUGUCUCGUGUUCAAGAUGAAGAAGUUGGCGAUGGCACCACUUCGGUAACAGUAUUGGCCGCCGAACUGUUGCGUGAAGCUGAAAAGUUGAUCGAUCAAAAGCUUCAUCCACAAAUUAUUAUUGCCGGUUGGCGUAUGGCUACAAAAAUUGCCCGUGAAGCUCUCACACAAGCAUCACAAGAUAAUUCCGCCAAUGAUGCCAAAUUCAAGGAGGAUCUUAUGAAUAUUGCCCGCACUACAUUGUCCUCGAAGAUUUUACAUCAACACAAGGAUUUCUUUGCCAAGUUGGCUGUCGAUGCUGUUUUGCGUUUGAAGGGUUCCGGCGAACUGCAUGCCAUUCAAAUUAUCAAAAAGACUGGUGGUACACUGGAAGAUUCGUUCUUGGAUGAAGGUUUCUUGCUGGACAAGAAGCCCGGUGUACAUCAACCACAAAGGAUUGAGAAAGCCAAAAUUCUCAUUGCCAACACCCCGAUGGACACAGAUAAAAUCAAAGUGUUCGGCAGUACCAUUAAAGUUGAUUCUCUAGCUAAAAUUGCCGAUUUAGAAAUGGCCGAAAAGGAGAAAAUGAAGGACAAAGUCCAAAAGAUUCUCAGUCACAAUUGUAAUGUGUUCAUUAAUCGUCAACUGAUCUACAAUUAUCCCGAACAAUUGUUUGCCGAUGCUGGUGUUAUGGCCAUUGAACAUGCCGAUUUUGAUGGUAUUGAACGUUUGGCUUUGGUCACUGGUGGUGAAAUUGUUUCUACUUUUGAUAAUCCCUCUCUUGUUAAAUUGGGUGAAUGUGAUUUGAUCGAACAGGUUAUGAUCGGCGAGGAUACACUCUUGCGUUUCAGUGGCGUCAAGCUGGGUGAAGCCUGUACCAUUAUUAUUCGUGGUGCUACACAACAAAUUUUGGAUGAAGCUGAUCGUUCGUUGCAUGAUGCUUUGUGCGUUUUGGCUGCCACAGUUAAAGAGUCUCGUGUCAUCUAUGGUGGUGGCAGUUCGGAGGCAUUGAUGGCCACCGCUGUUUUCAAAAAGGCUGCUGAGACACCGGGCAAGGAAGCCAUUGCUAUGGAAGCUUUUGCACGUGCCUUAUUGGCCUUACCCACCGCCAUUGCCGACAAUGCUGGUUACGAUUCUGCCCAAUUGAUUUCCGAAUUACGUGCUGCUCAUGCCCAAGGCAAGAGCACCAUGGGUCUAGAUAUGGACAAGGGUAAAGUUGGUGACAUGAAGGAGUUGGGCAUUACCGAAUCCUUUGCCGUUAAACGUCAAGUUCUAAUGUCUGCCUCUGAAGCCGCCGAAAUGAUAUUGCGUGUAGAUGAUAUCAUUAAAUGUGCCCCCAGAAGACGUGUACCCGAUCGUGGUUAUUGUUAAACAAAUCGACGUCC
Messenger RNA from Musca vetustissima, 1628 nucleotides. It is a transcript of the gene CCT2, whose product is annotated as T-complex protein 1 subunit beta. Gene Ontology annotation, cellular component: chaperonin-containing T-complex; cytosol. Lineage: Eukaryota; Metazoa; Arthropoda; Insecta; Diptera; Muscidae. Bases 13 to 1614 code for a protein of 533 amino acids. Gene Ontology annotation, molecular function: ATP-dependent protein folding chaperone; ATP binding; ATP hydrolysis activity. The record is from RefSeq and is a predicted model, not a curated record. Gene Ontology annotation, biological process: protein folding. The transcript has 3 exons.